Molecule: messenger RNA, 2286 nt
Organism: Bipolaris sorokiniana ND90Pr
Lineage: Eukaryota; Fungi; Ascomycota; Dothideomycetes; Pleosporales; Pleosporaceae
Exons: 1
Coding region: 317-2116 (599 amino acids)
Biological process (GO): proteolysis
Cellular component (GO): fungal-type vacuole
Molecular function (GO): aspartic-type endopeptidase activity
Source: RefSeq, a predicted model, not a curated record
CAUCUCGUAUUCACUGCCCUACAUUUCACACUAGGCAGGCUUUCGAUAAGCUUAGGAUGAUGAGCACGGUCUGUGAUCCUCGCCUCGGGAGCCAUGGAGCCAUUCCGUGGGUUGCCGUCGCGCAUCCAUCCCAUUCCUUCAAACCUUCACGACUUUUCGACACCAGCCUUCCGGUAAGUGAGACUAGGUCGAUAAUUCUCCGAUCAAGGGGUCGACACACAAUGUCACUCGAACCCCACUUCAUCCACUGACUAAGGCCCUGCGCUGCUCCUCUCAAUGGGCUUCUGCUUGCUCACCUCCCUUCGCUUCCUGCAUCAUGAGUCUCGCUGCGCGGGCAACGGGCGCCCCCGCACCCUACACUGUUCCUCCCUCGGGCAAGUUCGACGGCGCUGAUGGCAGCUGGAGCACGUUCAAAGUCAGUGUUGGGUCGCCCGGCCAGGAUUUCCGUCUAAUACCGAGCACCAAAGCAGGCGUCACGUAUGUAAUUGCUCCAGAGGGUUGCUUGGCUGGAGUCGACCCCUCAAACUGUCCCCAGCUUCGCGGAAUCGAAAUCUUCAACAGUGCGCAAAACACCGGCUUUCAUGUCAACGUGUCGUCAACAUGGUCAGCGAUAGGGCAGUUCGAAGUCGAUCUGGAGGAGGGCCUCAACUACACCGGACGAGGCCUGUUCGGAACUGAUGUUGUGUCCCUGGGAGCUGCUGCCGAUCAUGGCUCGUCUCUAUCCCUCAAAGGUUCCAUCGUCUCUGCUAUAGCGGAUCCUGACUAUUAUCUGGGAAUGCUUGGGCUUGGUCAGGUCAAAUCCAGCUUCAACAGCCAAAGUCAACCGGUCGAUUCGACGCUCUACCAACUACGCGAGAACAAACAAAUACCCAGUUUUUCCUACGCGUAUACGGCAGGCGCAAAGUACCGAUUAAAGUCUGUUCUGGGAAGUCUAAUUCUUGGAGGCUACGAUACGACACGAUUCGACACCGUCACCGACAACCUGUCUUUUACAUUUUCCCAGGACUCUUCUCGGCUUCUGACCGUCGGUGUCAACUCAAUAAUGGCCACCAACACGCUACAAGGGACUUAUUCUCUCACUUCUGGCGCACAUUUUUCCGUCAUCGAUUCAACUGUGCCACAUUUGUGGUUGCCCGAGAGCGUUUGCGCUGAAUUCGAAACCGCCUUUGGGCUUACUUAUGAUCCUCAAACAGACCUUUAUCUUGUUAAUGAUACUAUCCACGAACAACUGGUCUCGAAGAACCCGACACUCACCAUUAAGCUUACCAAUUCGCUGGACGGUGCGACCAACAACUACACUAAUAUCCAGUUGCCAUAUGCUGCGUUCGAUCUGCAAGCUUCGUAUCCCUUCUACCAAAACGCCACAAACUACUUCCCGAUCCGCCGCGCCGCGAAUGAAUCGCAGUAUGUACUUGGCCGAACAUUGCUACAAGAAGCAUACUUGAUUGUCGAUUAUGAGCGGGCAAACUUUACGGUUGCGCAAGCAGUAUUUCCCGACCCCCUACCUCCUGCAGAAGUCAUUACAAUCGUUUCACCAAGCGACUUACCAGCAACCCAACCCUCGUCGUCAGAUCUCAGUACCGGUGUAAUUGUCGGAAUAGCAAUCGGAGCAGUCGCAGGUAUCGUUAUCGCCAUCUUAGCAUUCUUCUUCUGUUUCCGUAAACGACGCGGCAAGAAGCAGGCACAGAACAAUCAACAAUACGAAUUGGCAGGCAAAAACAUAUCCGAAAUCGAAUCUGGAAACAACAUGUCUUCAAGUAUCUUACCACUCAAAGAUACAGGCCCACAAGAACUCAACAGUACGCCAUUGAUAGAGCUCGCAUCUCCUGCCAACGACCAUACAGUCGGGCAUGCCUACCCACAAGAUCAAAAAACAGUCGUUCAAGUAACGGACGAACCACAAGAGCUGCAUGGCGAGUCGAUGAUACCAAUAACACCCAAAUGGCAGGAGGUAGAAGCACCGCCGCCGACUUACCACCACGAUACGGAUGGAGAAAGUAGCACCAUCCAAGGUGUGAGCACGAUGCUGAGUGACAGCACAGUUACACCCAGCGAUUCGAACUCACAAGUUUUAGUUUCACCACUUACGCCUCGGAUUCCUCAGUACAGAUAUUAAUGAUUGGGUUGGCAUUUUGUUGAGCAUACAAUUGGCGUUUGGGUGUGUCAUGUUUUUUUGAGAUACCACUUACAUGUAGAAAAGGGCGGGGUUGUAUGCAUUUCUGGCAAGAGUGUAGAGUUAGUAAUAUCCUAUUUCUAUGCCUCCAAACGGAGGGUGAAUCGGCAUUC